Messenger RNA from Ogataea parapolymorpha DL-1, 933 nucleotides. RefSeq lists its product as uncharacterized. Gene Ontology annotation, biological process: inner mitochondrial membrane organization. NCBI's taxonomy places the organism in Eukaryota, Fungi, Ascomycota, Pichiomycetes, Pichiales, Pichiaceae. The transcript has a single exon. The record is from RefSeq and is a predicted model, not a curated record. Bases 1 to 933 code for a protein of 310 amino acids. Gene Ontology annotation, cellular component: mitochondrial inner membrane.
AUGUUUAGACCCACGCAGCACCGUCAGAUAUCGCUUAAGUCGAUUCUCGCUUCCUUCAAACGGAUCCGGAACAUCGAGGAGGUCAAUGAGCCCCUCAAGGAGCUUCCAAGAUCCACCGGUUCGGGCGCAUUUGUGGAGCCGGUGGACUUCGAAGUCCUGGGCAAGACAUCGAGCAUGCUGAACAUCAAACUGCCCAAAUCCUCGAUCCUCAAUCUUCGUUACAGCAACGCAAACCAGUCUGUGGUGGCACUAAACGGUAAAGUCUCGUCUCUGGUAGUGGAACUGGGAAAGCUUGAAGGAGGCCUGAUUUUUCAGCGGUGCUUCAACACUUCCGGCCCAUUGUCGAUCUUGAUGGCCAACAAGCUGCAAAACUCAAACUUUACGGUUGUCAAUGUGUCAAAGGACACAAAUUGGACAGUGAAACGAGACAGUCUGGUGGCCUGGACCGGAAACUACAUUGAUUUGACAGGAGAGAGCAAACUGGUGAAAGUGGCAGGAUCCGGCAAGUUUGUACUGAGCUCACCAGGACAGACACUCAAGUUGACCCUGGAGGAUGCAGAGACCGUGAGCGUCAACCCGUCGAGCGUGGUUGCAUUCACGGGGAACACCCCUACUGGACCUAAAAGCAUAGUCGACUUUGCUGUUCCGGGGAUAUCUUGGCUCACUAGAGUGUCUGAUUCGUGGGCUUCAUUAACAUCGUACGUUUACGAAAAGUUCCAGAUCGAAAAACCGCAGAUCAAGAUCCAUCCUUGGAUAAGCAGUGUUUUCUCGCAGACAGCAGGUUUUGUUAAGAGAGCAGUCAACCGGCUGGUGACGGGCAAUCCUGACUACAUGAUAGAAUUUUCUGGCCCGCGGACCUUGUUGAUCAGCAACGGAAUCCACUUCAAGGACAAAAUCAUGACUGAGGAACAGAUAGAAAAACUGAAAAAAUAG